GCGUCGUCAUGACAGCAGCAGCGUCGCGACGCAUCCUGAAGCAGUGACGGUACACCGUAAUAAUAGUGAUUCACGAACAGUGAUAAAUGAAUUAGUCGUUUCUGUUAGUUCAUACAAAACUCUGAGCGUGAGGGGCCUAGUUCGGGGCUAAAUCCCGAGAUUACUGACCGUCGUCAUUAUCGAUCUGGGAGAUUUUCGUUGCCAUGACGACAACACAGAUGCUGGAAGCCUGGCCGCCGUCCAACUAGUCCUAUCUGCUUACCUCGCACAGGUUAUGUUCACAAUGAAGACCGAACUGCGCGUGUGUCGUGCCUGAGGUCUCAGAUGAUGGAGUUAUGCUGUGUAGGGGCCGGGUGUGCGCCCUGGGGGUCCUGCUGACCUUAUAUCUGGCAGGAGUUUUGCUCAUAUCAACUGUCACCCUGGAUGCUCAGCACAAGGGUUCCCAAGGAGCCGGGGGCCGGUCUCGGGGAAUAGCUGUGUUGGGGGGCGGCAUCAGACCCCCGCCGAGACGCAACCGGUUGCAAUGGUGCCAGGCGUUACGAUUCCUAGAAGAGCCAGGACCUGUAGUGGCCCUGGCUUCCUUCCCCGGCAGCGGCAACACGUGGGUUCGCUAUCUGCUACAGCAGGUCACAGGUAUAUACACCGGGUCCGUGUACAAGGACUACGGUCUGCUCAAGAACGGCUUCCCCGCGGAAUCAGUGGUGAACGGAUCUGUCUCGGUUGUCAAGACACACGAGUGGGGCCCGGCAGCACGCCGGCCCUUCAGUAAAGCAGUGCUCCUUAUUCGAGGUCCGGGGCCGGCAAUUCAGGCCGAGUUCAACAGACAAAGUGGCGGCCACAUUGGCUUCGCAUCUCCUGACAGAUAUCGGCGGAAUAAGGGCAAAUACUGGCAGCAGUUUGUGGCAGAUAAGUUGUCGUCAUGGCGUCAGACCAACCUGGACUGGUUACAUAACUUCACUGGUCCAAUGCACGUCAUAUUCUAUGAUCACCUGCUGGAAGAUGUUGCCGUUCAUCUGCAGGAUCUGCUCCGCUUCCUCAAGCUCAAUGUGUCAGAACAGAAUCUGGCCUGUGCACUGGAGCGCCAAGAAGGUAUUUAUCGGCGUAAACGGCGUGUUGUCAACUUUGACCCGUUCACAACGACCAUGAAGCAAGCACUGCAGAGGGAGCAAGACGUGGUAUACGAGGCUAUCGCCAACUCUCUGCACAGGCCAGAGGUUACAUCGACAAAUAUGCGGUGAUGACAGUGACAUUUGUAAUGAAACGAAUCACAAUAGUUUUGGGUGAAGGAAUAAUGUGAGUGAAGAUAAUGGCUGUGGUCAUCAUCAGCUUCUAUGCAAAAAUGAAAGGAAAUGACAUUGAUUGCUGGAGCAGGAUUUCAUGCAAUUUUAAGGCGCAUGCCAAGAAUGAGGAACUGAGACAGUGACAUAAUUCGCCUAAAGAACUGAAAAGUGGAAGGCAAGUACCAACAGAAUGAUGUCAAUGCCAUUGAUAAAUGCAUAUACGUGAAUGAUCAUCAUGCACUUUGAUGCAGAAAGAUGUACUCAUGACUUCUGACAAUGGUUAGAAUAUAUAAUAUCAAAAACAGACAACAAUAUAAUUGACAAAAGACAAUGGUUAUUACAUAGUUUAUUGCUCACUUCCAGAACACAAAUUCAACGUAGUUGAAUAAUGGCACACAAUUAUCACCAAAAAAAAAAAAAA
Molecule: messenger RNA, 1701 nt
Organism: Cryptotermes secundus
Lineage: Eukaryota; Metazoa; Arthropoda; Insecta; Blattodea; Kalotermitidae
Product: WSCD family member AAEL009094
Exons: 4
Coding region: 336-1238 (300 amino acids)
Source: RefSeq, a predicted model, not a curated record